Chaetura pelagica (chimney swift) is the source of this 1350-nucleotide messenger RNA. It is a transcript of the gene TSEN2, whose product is annotated as TSEN2 tRNA splicing endonuclease subunit. Gene Ontology annotation, molecular function: tRNA-intron lyase activity; nucleic acid binding. Lineage: Eukaryota; Metazoa; Chordata; Aves; Apodiformes; Apodidae. The coding region runs from base 1 to 1350 and encodes 449 amino acids. Gene Ontology annotation, cellular component: tRNA-intron endonuclease complex. The record is from RefSeq and is a predicted model, not a curated record. The transcript is spliced from 11 exons. Gene Ontology annotation, biological process: tRNA-type intron splice site recognition and cleavage; tRNA splicing, via endonucleolytic cleavage and ligation.
AUGGCAGAAGCAGUUUUUCAUCCCCCAAGAAGGAAAAGAAGAGUUUUUGAGUCCUAUGUGUCUCCUUUUCCUGUGGAUGUAGGUGGGAAGGAUUUCAGAAUAUGCCAGGCUGAAAUCCUUAACAACAACGUUCUUGUGAGGAACCCUGAAGAUAUUGAGCAGCUUUAUAACAAGGGCUAUUUUGGAAAAGGCAUCCUUUCCAGAAGUCGGCCAGUGUACAGCAUUUCAGAUCCUUCACUGGUUGCUAAGUGGCAAGGUGCUGACAUAAACAUGCCUAUAAUAUCAUCCAAAAAGUACCAGUAUCACGUCCAAUGGGCUAAAAGUAUUUUGCAGGAGCAAGGAUUUGAUGACUGCUCGGUUACCAAAAUUCUAGAAAACUACACUAAACCCCUGGAGCUGCCAGUUUUGGAAGAGGAAGGAGCUGAACAAACCAGUAAUAGUUGCAACAGAAUGAGCCAAAAUGCAGAAAAUACAGAACAGUCUUCUACAGAGACUGGAAACGGAGCAGCCCAAAGUCCUGAGAAUGAGGAGGAGGGCUAUCAGAAAGCCUGUUUGGAAGGAGAUUCAGUGGCCAAAAGUGGCUCUAAAGAAGAGGACCAGGGGGAGGCUGGUGAGAAGCAAGGCUUUCUGGUUCCUGGCAGCUGCAGGGCUGAAGGGGGCGCUGGGCAAAGAUCGUGUGACACCAUCAGGGCACAAGAGUGUGCUCCAGAAUACGUUUUGGUGCAAGAGGAGGAAGAAGGUGGCUUGUGUCCUGAAGAAGACUCUGCCCGUGGAGAAGAAAAUCUUGUCAAGAAGGAAAAACUAGUGUGUCGAAAAAAUCCAUUUAGGAUUUUUGAAUAUUUACAACUCAGCUUGGAAGAGGCUUUUUUCUUGGUGUAUGCUCUGGGUUGUUUAAGUAUUCAUUAUGGUGAGGAGCCCCUCACGAUUGUGAAGCUCUGGGAGUUUUUCAGUGAAGUGAAGCCCAACUUCAAGACCACUUACAUGGCCUAUCACCACUUCCGCAGCAAGGGCUGGGUGCCCAAGGUGGGGCUGAAGUAUGGAUCUGACCUCUUGCUGUAUCGAAAAGGCCCCCCCUUCUAUCAUGCAAGUUACUCUGUCCUUGCUGAAAUGGUUGAUGAUAAUUUUGAAGGUUCUCUUCGCAGACCACUCAACUGGAAGUCCUUGUCUGGCUUGAACAGAACAACUGCUAGUGCUUCUAAGGAACUUAUGUUUUGCUAUUUGAUUAGACCCUCUGACAUGACUGAAGAAGAGAUGUCAACACCAGAAUGCAUGAAAAGAAUUAAGGUUCAGGAACUGAUUGUGAGCCGUUGGGUUUCUUCCCGGGAGCGCAGUGACCAAGAUGACUUUUAA